GCUUCCGUUCGCGGCGGCGGCUGCGGCGGCAUCGAACCGAGCCCGGGGCGGCGACAAGACCCCGGCGAGAUGUUUGCUCCGGCGAACGCCCCGUUCCGACAAGGUCGGGGGGGUCCAGUGGUGGGUUCGGCUGUGCCGGGGACAGAGCAGGGUCAAGAUUCCAACUCCAACUUCGUGGGAGAGAUGUGUGACAGCAACGAGAACUGGAGCUGGCCCAUCCUGGGGUCCCCACAGGAGGAGGGCUCCAGCCAGAGCGAAAACACCGCAAAUCCGACCCAUAAUCUGCUGUUAUUAAUGCAGAGACAGAUGGUCCAAGGACGUUUUAGGGACAUUGCUCCAGGCUCGGGCCCCGUGUGGCCACGGCUCCCUGAGCCGGGGGUCCGCAGCCCCCCUGAGGGAGCAGAGGUCGGUGGGGCAGGGGUCCAAACCACCACCAAGGAGCCAUCUGGAGGAUGCAGCAAGACCCCCAGCUCCCCCGGGGAGGACAAUGGCUAUGCCAGCAGCUCCCUCAGCAUCGACAGCCCCGAUAGCGCCUGUGGGAGCUCCUGGGACCCUCCCACCACCGCCCCCCACCCCAGGACCCCCCUCCAGCUGGAGACCACCGAGCCUGGGACCUUCUUCCCAGCGCUGGUGGAGGCCGUGCAGCACCUGCAGGACAAGGAGCGUUUCAAGGAGCAGGAGAAGGAGAAGCACCACAUCCAGCUGGUGAUGUACCGGCGCCUGGCCCUGCUGCGUUGGAUCCACAGCCUCCAGCAGAAAGUUGUGGACCAGCAGAACCGCCUGCAGGAGAGUUUUGACACCAUCCUGGACAACCGCAAGGAGCUGAUCCGCUGCAUGCAGCAGGGCCCGGCCAGCCUGGCCACCCCCAGCCCCUGAGCCAUCCCCCUGCCUCUCACCUGGGAGCCCACCCUCUCCUUCCCAUCUCUCUCCACCUGAGAGCCCCUGAGGCAUCCGUCUCCCUUUUGCUCAGCACAGGAACUCGUGUCCCUCUGCUCCACGUCCCACCAGCCUGGGGACUCAGUGGUGUUGGGCUGGGUACACCUCAGAACCUUGGGGUUUGCUGAGUCCAACUCAUCUUUUAAAUCAAAGCUUUGCAGAUAAGAUCUAAACCCAUGCAGAGAAAAAAUCAUUCUGAAAAGUGACCUCAGAAUGCUUAAAAAUAAAUGUGUCAGCUGGUUCACAUCCAAUAUAUAUAUUUAUAUUUUAGACUCAGCAUUAGAGAAGAGUUAGGUUAGACUUUCCCUCACAGCCAGUGUAUAUGUGCACACAUCUGUCUGUCACAGGAGAUGCUUUAACACGGUGCAUGAUCAGGAAGUUGUUUACAAAGUUGUGCUCUUGGUGUUUAUAUUAAUUUAUCGUUUGAAAGCAAAGAGAUUAUUUUUUUUUCCUAACCUGCAUUUUAUUCAGUGAAGGCCACAUACAGAAUAUAAAUAGAGGUUUUCUUAGGUAGGGAUUCAGAAGGAGAUGCUGUAUAUUUUGCUGUGUUUUACCAGGUGUUUCUGUGCCAUGUACUCCAGUGAAGGUGCUGAUGUGCAGGAGCAGCACUGGGUGGUUCUGCUGCCAGCUGGGGCUCCCCCACCCAGCUCGAUGCUGCUGCGUGGAAAACAAAUCCCCACAGCUGAGCCCACCAGUUCCAGCACUGCCUCCUGUCUCCUAUCCAGACCUGAAGUCAUGGGCAUGUUGCACACCUUAAUAAAAGCCUUGGAGGUGCAAGAGGUGAGCCUGGAGUGCAUUU
Molecule: messenger RNA, 1735 nt
Organism: Calypte anna (Anna's hummingbird)
Lineage: Eukaryota; Metazoa; Chordata; Aves; Apodiformes; Trochilidae
Gene: C23H1orf216
Product: chromosome 23 C1orf216 homolog
Exons: 2
Coding region: 70-876 (268 amino acids)
Source: RefSeq, a predicted model, not a curated record